Messenger RNA from Seminavis robusta, 1577 nucleotides. Lineage: Eukaryota; Bacillariophyta; Bacillariophyceae; Naviculales; Naviculaceae. The record is from the annotation of a GenBank genome assembly.
AAAACCAACCGCCACAAACUCGUCGCUUUCCCUCUCGACUCUCACCACACAUGGUGCAAAGGGCAUUGGCAACACCACCACGAGGAGAAGAUGCCACAUCAACAAGUCACUGAUUACAGCUUAGAUCUUCCCGAAAGCCUUCGAGAGCGCUGCUUGAGAUACUACGGAUGGGACGACGCUUUUACCAAGAAAGCCCUCCGUGGCUAUCGGCAAUUCAUGCAGUUGAAAAUGCAACUAGAAGACUGGCAUGCCGAAAUUCUCUCGCCAUCACCGACCAUUGACGCUGUUUGGCUCCAGCAUAUAGUAGAUGUCGAACAGUACGUGAAUGCGUGCUUGGACUACUGCGACAACUUGAUUGGUCACAAUCCUGACGAUGACCUUGACAACUCAGGUGCCCGAAAAGAGCGAAUUCGGACCACCAUGCGUUCCUUGAAGCUAGUCUUCGCCAGGGAUAUUGACAGAGAAGUGUGGUCGUUCGGAGACAUGAACUUGGACGAUGAAUUUUCUCCCCGAAACGUCAUGUCUGGACAUCUCGAUGACCAUGACCAGAACAACAAUAAGCAAGACGGAUGGAUCAAGUCCAGGCCAUCGGCAAGAGACGAUGACGACGACAGGAGCACUUCCCGUGGCCGUGGAGAUCAAAGUCGACAAUAUGUUAGCGACGAGGAAGAACAAACUGAAGAUGUCGUCAAUAGGAGAGAGAAACAUUCUCGACAAAGAAGAUCAAGACACCAUGACAGCGAUGAUGAAGCGGUAGGAGAGAAACGUACAAGUAGAAGUCACAGCAAGCAACCUUCACCGAGGUCACCAAGGGUGAGAUCACCAAGGAUGAGAUCCCCACGACGACGUGUUGACAGUCGAGAGGAGCAAGAGGCAGAAAAUGACAAGUCAGCAUACUGGAACGCCGCAAAAAUGACCAGCAGGCGAUCUCGAGACAACCACAGCAACGACGACGAUGACGAGGGAAAACCUGCAAUCAGCCCAACAAAGCGCUACCACGGAAGCUUUGAUCAAUUCGACGAAGGGGAUGAGUGCCAAUGGCCCAUCUCGGCAAGCGAAAUGGCCGAGACACAAAACAAGAAAGUUACCAUUCAGGUUCGCGACCAAAGGAAUGGUGACAUUCAACGCUUUCGCAUUCGGAGGAAUAGAAAGCUUGUCAAACUGUUCAAAGCCUACACAGAGGCCAAUCGCCUAUCUAUGGAAAAGUGUCGCUUCUUCUACAAAAGUGAACGCAUUACCUCCGAGAAAACGGUCCUCUCGGUCGGAUUGCACCACGAUGCCAUGAUUGAUAUGGUGAUGGACAAAAGACGCAUUUUUAGCUAGCCAGGCAGGCUGGCUACAGGGCAAGUAGUUUCAGACGACAAUCGUCAGAUUCUAUUUGCAAACUACACCACCGGGAACAUGGACGCGAACACGGGACUUUUCAUGAGUUAGUGGGCUGCCUUCCUCGUGUUCAGGGUACUUUUGGGGGCUCCACUGCAUGGAACUCUCUGGGCAACAUGGCCCGCUGUAUUUGUAAUUUAUUUAUUGGGUGGUUCUAUCUUGUUUUGCUUUCACAGAGAAGCGUCAGCAGCUUA